AUGGGUUCGCUGUUUUGCUGCUCUAAUGUGGCCCCUUAUCGUCCACGCAUCCUGGACCACGAGUCCAAGUUUACACAGUUUGUGGAUUGGGCUAAAUUACAGAAAGAAACUUCUAUCAUCAGCACCUCUGAACAGCUCACUAAACCAUCAUAUGCCAUUCAAGUUGUCUGCCAAAUAAAUUAUGGGCCCCAAGAAUGGAUUCGGUAUUUCAUACCCCACGAUUGUUGGACAUUCAGCGAGGUCAACGAGAAACAACUCAUUGACGCGAAUUUCCAAAAGCUCAACUCCUUACACAAUAAAUUCUUCGAAAUUAACCUCUAUCAAAUAGAUCCUAUAAAUAAACACCACUGGCGAGCAACAAUUGCACGACCUGCAGCAGAGAUUGAUCUCCCUCAAUGCACCCACCUGGCAAGGCAGGAGGAGACUGCCAAACCACAGCUCUCUCCAGUCUAUAGUGACUUAAAAGUUGGCGAUACCCUUACACGGAAAUGUCUCGAAAACCUACUCCCGCGUAUUUGUUCUCAGCUAAAGGGAGACAUUCUCAGCCUUGUUACUCUCGAUAUUCUCAACUCCAGAUGGAAUGUCGGUGUCGAUCUCUCGGCGGCGUGGAAAGUGAACUUGACAGCCACCAAUGUGGUCAGUUUCGUCCAAGCCUGCUCAGGCACCUGUGGCUCCUCCGAAGAUUGUGGUUUAACCCUUGAUAUGGAGAAGCAAGAGGUUGCGGGAUUUGCUAAGGAACUUGUUGAUAAUUCAAUGAAAAACUUGUGCCACGGUGUUCCAUUGGCAACACGCGAGGCUCUCGUCGAUUUACUACAAAGUAUGGCAAACAAAGAGCCGCCGUUGCCUGCUAGUCUCAUACUCAAGGGAUCCCUUAGAAAAGCUCUACUAUUUGCAAAAUUUGGUCCGGAUAUCGAAGGGGGUACCCAGCAGGUUAUUACAUCUGACGCCCUAGGAAGAGAAGGAAACACUAAAUCCCUAGGGGCUAAACCCAAGAGUCGAUGUUCAAGUCCCGUUCUAAGUUAUACCCGUUUCAACGACUCUGAUUAUGACUAUUGUAUUUCUGCAGAGAGCUCUCCGCGGGACUACACGGCGUGCAGCUUGGAAGACUGCGGUUAUUGUGGUCACUGUGAUUACUGA
This is a messenger RNA of Microsporum canis CBS 113480, 1137 nucleotides long. RefSeq lists its product as hypothetical. The transcript has 2 exons. Bases 1 to 1137 code for a protein of 378 amino acids. NCBI's taxonomy places the organism in Eukaryota, Fungi, Ascomycota, Eurotiomycetes, Onygenales, Arthrodermataceae. The record is from RefSeq and is a predicted model, not a curated record.